Molecule: messenger RNA, 3724 nt
Organism: Schistosoma haematobium
Lineage: Eukaryota; Metazoa; Platyhelminthes; Trematoda; Strigeidida; Schistosomatidae
Product: Cytoplasmic dynein 1 intermediate chain 2
Exons: 7
Coding region: 49-1080 (343 amino acids)
Biological process (GO): transport along microtubule
Cellular component (GO): cytoplasmic dynein complex
Molecular function (GO): dynein light chain binding; dynein heavy chain binding
Source: RefSeq, a predicted model, not a curated record
GUACAAUUCGACAGGACCGCUACUUGAGUUUUUAGAAUCGCUGUCCUGAUGUCAGACCGGAAAGCGGAGUUAGAGCGAAAAAAAGCAAAGCUUCUUGCUAUGCGAGAGGAAAAAAAGAAAAGAGAGGAAAUAAAGAAAACUGGUAUUUACGAUGCUGAAGCCUCAGACAUACGUCAAACGACUGAGGAAUUAUUAAAAGAUCUUGGCCUACCUGAACCCGUAGUACCUCAGGCUAGUAACAUACGUGAACUAGAAUCACCGUCUCUUGAUACGAUUGAUGGCGUGCUCCAACGUAAUUCCAAGAAACGGAAAAAUUUGCAAGUUUCCGAUGUUUUUGAGAUUGCGAUUCCUCCUCCGGAAACCAUAAUUUAUAGCAAAGAAACUCAGACUCUAGAAGAACCUCAAGAACGGGAAAUAUUAACAUACGAUGAAGGUAAUCGUGAUGAAGUGGAUGCCAAUGCUGCGUUAGCGGAACUGGAAAAGAUGCCUCAUAUCGGUGUCACUAAAACUGGACAAUCUCGUGGAAUAUUAGAUAAAAUUGAUGGAAUACGGACAAGUACUGAUGGUGUUGACGAGAAUACCUCAAAUGAUAUUCAACGUAAUGAUAUUAUCCCAAUGUCAGAGGAGGAAAAAGCUCAAUUAUUAUCAUCCGAUGCUUUUCUACGCUUUUUUGAACGUUCUUCACGUAUAAUUGAACGAGCGAUUUGUCAUCCAGAUGAAGGUAUCUUUUUGGAUUAUUCCGGUCAAGAUCUUGAAACUGAAGAGUCUGAUGAAUUGUUAACUGUAUCGAAUGAAUUUUUUGAUGAAAGAUGGUCUAAACAUCGUACAAUCACUGGUUUAGAUUGGUCAACUAUAUUUCCAGAAUUAUUACUUACAGCAUAUCAUAUGAAUGAAGAAGCUGUUCAUGAACCUGAAGGUGUUUGCUUAAUGUGGAAUAUGAAAUAUCCAAAGAAAUUAACACCGGAAUUUAUAUUUCAUUGUCAAUCCCCAGUUACAUCGGCUAGUUUAUCACGUUUCCAUCCAAACAUUGUAGUUGGUGGUACUUAUUCUGGACAGAUUGUCUUAUGGGAUAGUCGGUAGGUUAACUAAUUUUUUCUAAAAAGAUACUUUAACUUAAUGAAAUCUUAAAAAUCAUGUGCAGACGGGUAGUUCAGUGGUUAAUGUAUCCGAAAUUCAACCAUUAAGUCUCAAGUUUAAAUGGUGUUCUACCUAUUUUAGUUCAAUUCAACUUAUAGUAUCGUGCUAGCCGUCACACUUAAAAUGUAACUCAAAUACAGGUACACGAAUAUGUUUCUGGUAAUGAGUUGAUAAAAGAAAAAAACCUCUAUACUACCUAACAAACCACUGAAAAAAUACAGAAUGUUAAUGUAAAACAUGUAAGUAAAGCGUGAGAUUGUUGUUUAUAAGACUAACCCAACAUUUUCUUUCCAGUUAUUAGGUCACGAAAAGUAAUUUAAUGUGACUAGAUCAAUGAGAUUUGUUCUAAAAUGUCGUAUGUCAUCUGUAACUGUCUACCAUUUUCAAUGUUGUUUAUAAUUAUUUAUCAAGUUUAAAUUCUUACACCACUUAGUUCAGUAGUCUGGUAUUCAUUGCACUGGCUAUGUUUUAUUCCAUUGUACUUGUUUUACUCCCAAAGUUGCUUUUGAUUUAUCAUUCUUAGUACUCUUACAACAUGUCUCGAACAAAUGUCCUAGACUUCAUUUCACUCUUUCUUAAACUCAUCCUUGCUUAACAUGCUCAGGUUAAUGCGAUUACCUCUGUUGAUAUUUCAGUAAUGCUCCCAAGAAUAUCCACUUCACACAAUUAUAAAUAUACCCCAGAAGAGGCUAAUUUUACAUUAGUUUUCUGGAGAAGCAUACAACACUCAUCCUUUUACAUUACGCCUGGGUAAGAUCACUAGUCCUCACACAUAAAGUAACUCGAAGCCGAUUGCAUGAACCAGUACUUGGUUGUAUAAGUUACUUCGUCACAUGUAUAAACGAGUUUUCUCUCUCUCGAAUUAUAGAGUCAAUAAACGAACACCAGUUCAGCGUAGUCCAUUAACAUCAUGGGCUCAUACCCAUCCAGUAUUUGCAAUUACACUAAUUGGUACUCAGAAUGCCCACAAUAUUAUUAGUCUAGGAUCAGAUGGCUCAUUAUGUGCAUGGAGUUUAGAAAUGUUAGCACAACCACGAGAGAAAAGUAAAGUUUGUGAAAUGUCUUCUGGUGGUCUGUUCGAUCUUUAUCCUACAUGUAUGUCAUUUUUUGCUAAUGAUGUGAAUAAUUACGCUGUUGGUGCUGAAAAUGGUAAUGCUUAUUGUGGACAACGGCAUAGCAGUCGUACGGGUGUUGCUGAAGAAACUUCACGUCAUGUUCCAUAUAAAGGACAUGGUGCACCUCUUACAGCCAUCUCUACUCAUCCAAGUCCUUGUGCUUUUAGUUUUUCAUCGCUGUUUCUUACUGCAUCAUUAGAUUGGACUGUACGUUUAUGGUCUACACGUGAACAUAAACCUAUACAUACAUUUGAUGAUUAUUCGGAUUAUGUAUAUGAUGUAUGCUGGAGUCCUAUACAUCCGGCUGUAUUUUCCGCUGUUGAUGGUACUGGAAAUUUAGAUAUAUGGGAUAUGAAUCAAGAUGCUGAAAUUCCUGUGGCUCGUCGCAAAUUAGGAUUAUCAAGCAAUGUAGACACAUCUUCAUCGUCAUCAUCUGGUCUAGUUGGUGUUGCUUUAAAUAAAUGCCGUUGGAAUAUUGCAGGCACACAUGUAGCUGUUGGAGAUGAUACCGGUCGUGUUACUGUUUGUAAUGUUCACGAAAGUCUUUCUCAACCUGCCACUGAUGAUUGGUCUAGUUUCGCACAUGUAUUAUCUGAUCUUAAACACUAUGAAAUGGAGCCAGAAGUAGAAACAGAAGCAUAAUCUUGGUUUAAGGCCUGAUUUUCUCUAUUUUUUUGUAUUUCUGUGAAUCAUACAUACCUCUUCUAUGUAACACCAAUCAGCUUCAAUCUUAUUUUAGGUUGUUUUGAGAACUGAAGUUGCAUUUGUAAGUUGACAUUAGCAUAUUUGGUUUUCAUGACAAUUGAUAAAGUACUUUAAUAUAGGGGUUCCGUUUAAAAAAUAUCUUUAAAAGGCUGUGUUGGGUUUCUUUCUUUUUUUUGGAAAAAACUUCUAUGACUUGUAUUUUGUUUUAUUUUGGUUCUAUCUAAUUAUGUAAGUAGUUUAAGAUGACAGUGUGCAAUGGAGUUCUCAAUUUCACUUUUAUUCAAAUUUUUGUUAUUUGUGAUAAUGCUCUUAAAUUUCAUAAUAUUUUGUCUGACUCGGUUACUUUUGAUGCUUCCUUAUAAUUAUCAUAAAUAAUACUGAAUAAUAAAAAUCGUCUUUAGUUUUCAUUCUAGUCUGAUAUUUUUAUUAGAUGAUUUGUAAAUAUCUCGUAAAGGUCGUAAUUUGUUCAGUAAUCUUUUUCCAUUUUAGAUUUGAUAAACUAUCACUGGGGGUAUUGAAAGAGCAUCAAAAUAGAGCUGAGAGUAUAUUCAGAACUUAGUUGGAUUGUAGGACAUUAUUUCAGUUGUGGUUAGCAUUCGGUUCUCGACUGCAGUUGUUAGAAAUCACUAUUACUUUUAUGUCUGUCGCAACCUACAUUUUGACUUUCCUUUUAUCACUCGGUGUUUAUACAUAUAUAGUGUUCCGUCUGUCUUUAAUACGUGUGUGUAGCCGGACUAUGAAUUUGUGUACGAAUAUAUAAACAUAAC